Messenger RNA from Amoebophrya sp. A120, 425 nucleotides. The record is from the annotation of a GenBank genome assembly. Lineage: Eukaryota; Dinophyceae; Syndiniales; Amoebophryaceae.
AUGCUCCUUGGAGCAGAAUCGUACAGCUUUGUGAAGGACACGGACGAAGGAGCAGUCUGGGUAGAGAAGCAGAGCUUUGGCAGAAUCGGGUUGGCUAUCAGGGUGAUGGAGAUUCUCGACUACAGCAUCAAGGUCGAAAAAGCCAGCAAGAUGCAGAUCGACGACGGAGAUGACGCAGACCUCGCGGAAAAACACUCCAUCGGCAAUUUCGGGAACUACGCAGAAGAGGACGAGAUUAUUAACCUGGAUUCAGAUGACGAGGUGGAUGUGGAUUUUUUGGAACAGCAGUUUGACGACGAUGAACUGGAUGUGGGCGAUUUGGUACCGAAUGACGACGGGAAUUUGGAAAAAGCUAAGAACAAUAAAUCGAACAGCAGCAAGAACGCCCUGAACUGCAACAAGACCUGGGAGUACGAGGAUGAAGU